Messenger RNA from Amoebophrya sp. A120, 1769 nucleotides. Lineage: Eukaryota; Dinophyceae; Syndiniales; Amoebophryaceae. The record is from the annotation of a GenBank genome assembly.
CCUUGAUGUUCGGCAGAAGAUAUUUCGUAUACAGUCUCACACACACGCUGAAUGAGAUCUAGAUCUAAACGGUGAGUCUUGAAAUCGCACUCUCCACAAAAAUGGGCCAAGCACGCAAAUUCAAAAAACAUGUCGACAAAAACAAAAUCAUCCGAUCAACGGGGUGCCUUAGUAGGAACUUGCAAAAAAACAUUGAUCUUCCUUUCGAAUGUCGGAUAACUUCCAGGACCCCUAGCGACUACACAACUCAAACAUGAAAAAAUCAAAAAGCUGACUUUUAGAUUCUGUGCGUCAGGAUAAAAAAAAGAGGACCUUUUAGCUUGAAGUUUGAUUCUUUUCCAUGAAUAUCGCGUAGACUCAAUAACCCGCAGUUGUCCUUUUCGCACCAGCAUCAAAAUGGGUUUCGGCGCCUGGUCCUCUGACGAAGAUGAAAAGGGCUCCACAAGGCCCUUCCAGUCCAAAGUGGCGCAGCUCUCGCUGAAGCGAAAAGCAGAGCAGCAGGCGCGGAACAAGAAAAUAAUCGGCAGCGACGACGAGGACUCGGAGGAGGACAAAAAAACGAAGAAGGCGAAGCCCUUCAUCAGCGCCGUGGACAACAGGCCAAAGUCGGUGGGGAUUCUCGGCUUCCUUCCUCCGCCGAAAAACGUUCCGGAAGCGGCUUCUAACCUUGCGGACGAUGUUGAACUCAAGUUGGAAAAGCAGAUCGCAAACUCGUCCGCUGCGGCGAACACGAAUGGCAGCAGCAUGGGGAGCAGAUUCAAGAUAAAUCAAGGCAAGAUAGCAUCAGGCUACGACAGCUCGGAUGACGACGGAGUAGAUGCGGGUAACAACAACGCCGAAAGCGGCCUUGCAUUUACGACAAACGACGUGGACUACGGUGGCGGUUUUGUAGAUAGUACGGCUGGCUCGAAUAAAGCGACAGGCACCAGCACCACUUCCGCUGGUGGAGACAAGGCCAAACCGACUCCUGUAAGUAUCGACAACUGGGACUCUGACGAGGAGGAGCAGCAGAUCCAGCAAGCACAGAAACAGAACCCGGUCUUGCAGAGCGAACUCCAGAAGCAGCAGGCGAAAGACGCUUUUCUGGCGCAGUACGGCGGCGCGAAUGCUUUGUCCAAGCAGGAUUUGAAGGACCUCAGCGAGGCGUUCGAGUCGCAGCAGCUGAACACGCUCGCAAGUACAGAAUUGUUCAAUGAAAAAUGGCUGGAGCAAAACCCGUCCUACAUGGCCAGUCUACACGAGAAGGCGGAUCGGGCCAACGCGCAGACCCAGGACGAGGCGAUCGUCGGCUUCCAGGUCGAGGCCGGGUCCACGACCCAGGUUACCCAAAAGCAGAAGCAAAAGCACCAGAUCACCUACCUGGCGGCGAUGGCGAGGAGUGCGCAGGGCGAGAUCAACGCGCAACUCUCCGCCGGCCGCGGAAUUCGCCAGGAGGCGGGGUCAAAGUACGGGUGGAGAUAGUACUAAUUUGGAUAGUAGAUGUCAAUUGAAAUCUCUCUUCGUCUUCGUGAUGAAGAUGAUAAUGGCAUCUCUGCCGAGAUUCUCAUUUUGCGUGGUAGCCGCAAGUCAGCUGCCGUGCCUCAGCUGCGGUGCCUCUCUAUGCUGGAAAAGAACCACAAGCGACACAAGUAGAUCUUGAUAACAAAGCUCGACUCAUCUGAGUAACGCUAACGGCAACCAAGUACGAAGCAGUCAUUCUGUUCGCUCGUUCUCGUGUCUUUUUCUCUCCUAAAUACGGCGGUGUUCCUUCCAAACACAAUCAAACUUCG